Molecule: messenger RNA, 1320 nt
Organism: Paramormyrops kingsleyae
Lineage: Eukaryota; Metazoa; Chordata; Actinopteri; Osteoglossiformes; Mormyridae
Product: cytohesin-interacting protein-like
Molecular function (GO): protein binding
Source: RefSeq, a predicted model, not a curated record
GCCACACAAGUCAGACAGCGCUCCUCUGAUUCUCACAGCAGCUACGCCGGUCACCGAAAUGAACUUCAGGCAAUCGUUCACGAACAACAACGCUGAUUACAAUCUGGAAGGUUCCAUGAGGAUCAAGUCUAAAACAUGGCUACGCCGAUCCCUAAGAAGUAUGAGAAGACACCCCAGCAAAGAGAUGACAGCACCCGACUCGUACAGGGGGACAAAACAGGUUAAUUGCUCUCGAUCGUAUUGUUUUUUGGACUACACAGACUCUAACAGAAAAUGCGUUACAUUGGAAAAGCAGGAAAAUGAAGUGUUUGGGUUUGAAGUUCAGACUUACGGGCUACAACACAGGGACAGGACUGCAGUGGAGAUGUGCACAUAUGUUUGUAAGGUACAGGAGGAGAGCCCAGCCCAAAAAGCAGGUCUGAUCACAGGUGAUGUUAUCGUUGCAGUAAACGGAGUCAACACAGAAGGCACCAGUCAUCAAUUCAUCAUCAAACUGAUCCAGGAGUCCAGCCAUGUUUUAAGGAUGGAGACAGUGAGCAGGACAGUCAUGAAGAAGAUCGAGCUGGAGAUGAAGUUGAGAUCUCUGAAGCAAAGCUUGCGUGAGAAGUGGGCGGAGCUUCAGGAACUGACAUUACAGGAGCUUCACGUUGCCGGGGCCAAUCAGAACGAGUGCUCUUCCUACCCAUCUUCCCCCAUGUCCCUGGCAUCCCCCGUGGAGCUGGACAGCUGCCGCUUAUCCAGCGUCAGCAGUUGCUGGAGUAUGAUGACGGAAGACGGUGAGGACGCCGGUCAACUGACUUCCGACUGUGAGAACCGGAACCUCCAGAAGGGGCGCCGGAUGAGUGUUGAAAGCCAGGUCAGCAGUAGUGGCUCCUUAUCACCCUCCCUGGACCUCCUGGGGGUCUCCAUGCUCUUCGGAACUGUCCCCAGGCGAGCCAAAACCGGCCACGUUCGCAAACGAAUCUCAAAGCUGAUUCCGGGACUCUCAAACACACUGGAGGGGCAGGAGAACAGCUGAAGACCACCUCGACCUGUUGCUGCUUAUGUCUCAACGUUAUUUAUUAUCCAGUUUCACUGGUGACUCAUUUAUCCCAAACGGACUUACAGUUGUAGUCAGUUACACAGUGUGUUAUUUCACAGGAAGUAGUUCGGGUUUAGUGGUUGCAGUUACAGAGACACACGCAUCCCUGAACGGACUCUGGCUAGUCAAAGCUGCGCACGUGAGAGCAUUAUAAAACAACAGAUACUCAAUCUAACUUAACUUGCAUCUAACUUAAGUAUAAAAAUGUCUUCGUUUUAAUAAAGAUUUUUUUAAGAUUU